Gordionus sp. m RMFG-2023 is the source of this 616-nucleotide messenger RNA. RefSeq names its product large ribosomal subunit protein uL14. Gene Ontology annotation, biological process: translation. Gene Ontology annotation, molecular function: structural constituent of ribosome; large ribosomal subunit rRNA binding. NCBI's taxonomy places the organism in Eukaryota, Metazoa, Nematomorpha, Gordioida, Chordodea, Parachordodidae. The transcript is spliced from 5 exons. The record is from RefSeq and is a predicted model, not a curated record. Bases 63 to 485 code for a protein of 140 amino acids. Gene Ontology annotation, cellular component: ribosome; cytosolic large ribosomal subunit.
AUAUUUUUAAAUAACCCGAGAAGCCAGGCAUAUUAUCUGACUUUUAUCAUCCAUAAACUAUUAUGUCAAAACGAGGACACGCUGGUUCUUCUGGGGCAAAAUUUAGGAUUUCUUUAGGAUUGCCAGUUGGCGCCGUUAUUAAUUGUGCAGAUAAUACUGGGGCAAAAAAUCUCUACAUUAUAUCAGUUCAUGGAAUUAGAGGUAGGUUAAAUCGUUUACCCUCUGCCUCAGUAGGAGAUAUGGUUAUGGCAACAGUCAAAAAGGGAAAACCAGAGUUAAGAAAAAAAGUUAUGCCCGCCGUUGUUAUUAGACAAAGAAAACCCUAUAGAAGGAAAGAUGGUACAUUUAUAUACUUUGAAGAUAGUGCAGGUGUUAUAGUUAACAACAAAGGAGAAAUGAAAGGUUCUGCAAUUACUGGUCCAGUAGCUAAAGAAUGUGCCGAUUUAUGGCCAAGGAUUGCAUCUAAUGCUAGUAGUGUAGCCUAACUGAUUAUUUAUAAAACCAAUUAUAUGAUAUGUCAAAUAAACUUAUUUAAAUGUCUAUCUUUAAUAACAAAGUUGCACAUAAUCAUUUUGUUGAGUCUACUAUGUUAAUAGAUAAUAUCAUGCAUAAAGUU